Molecule: messenger RNA, 447 nt
Organism: Protopolystoma xenopodis
Lineage: Eukaryota; Metazoa; Platyhelminthes; Monogenea; Polystomatidea; Polystomatidae
Source: the annotation of a GenBank genome assembly
AUGGGCAUAUUCCGUGCUAUAAGGAGCCAGAGCAGUGAAUCUACAGGCGCCAUAACCGAUCUAGGAUUAACCAAUAAACAGGGAAAAUCUGAAUACAGUUUUUCACUGUUUAAAUGGAUGGAGCAAAGCGAGGCGGUGGUAGUCUUCCUCACUCAAUUUCUAUUCAAGCGUCGAGUUCUUAUCUUUUACUCUCGACUGCUCUCCUGCUCGCGACGUUCGCAGCCUAGCCCUAAAAAUAUAGUUCCUACUUCCCAACCUGUUGAACAGGAGCCAGAUUUGAUCGUCGAUGAUGUGACGAAGGAGUGGCAACGUGGUGACGACAAUAUUGACUUGGCAAUAAAAGACACCUUCGAAGAAAGAAGCAGUCAAUCCAGCAGCCGAGUUUUAGCAAUAAAAGAAACAGAAAGUGAUUCUUCUCAAGAGCACGAAGUAAAAGUGACGCGGUAG